This is a messenger RNA of Cavia porcellus (domestic guinea pig), 2176 nucleotides long. It is a transcript of the gene Glo1, whose product is annotated as glyoxalase I. Lineage: Eukaryota; Metazoa; Chordata; Mammalia; Rodentia; Caviidae. The transcript is spliced from 6 exons. Bases 98 to 655 code for a protein of 185 amino acids. The record is from RefSeq and is a predicted model, not a curated record. Gene Ontology annotation, molecular function: metal ion binding; lactoylglutathione lyase activity.
ACGGCGCCAUCGCGCUAUCUCUAGUGGCAGUGGCACAGUGAAGCGUGCUGUGACGGGGUGCAGGUCAGUGCUCUGUGCCUGAUACGUCUCUGUGGACAUGGCCGAACCUCAGCCUACGAGCAGCGGCCUCACUGACGAGGCCGCAUUGAGUUGCUGCGCCGACGCAGACCCCAGCACCAAGGAUUUUCUGUUGCAGCAGACUAUGCUACGAAUUAAGGAUCCUAAGAAGUCGUUGGAUUUUUAUACUAGAGUUCUUGGAAUGACGCUACUCCAAAAAUUAGAUUUUCCUACUAUGAAAUUUUCUCUCUAUUUCUUGGCUUAUGAGGAUAAAAACGAUAUCCCUAAAAAUAAAAAUGAAAAAAUAGCAUGGGCAUUCUCCAGAAAAGCUACACUUGAAUUGACACACAAUUGGGGAACUGAAGAUGAUGACAACCAGAGUUACCACAAUGGCAACUCAGACCCGCGGGGAUUUGGUCACAUUGGAAUUGCUGUUCCUGAUGUAUAUGGUGCUUGUAAAAGAUUUGAAGAACUGGGAGUCAAGUUUGUGAAGAAACCUGAUGAGGGUAAAAUGAAAGGCCUGGCAUUUAUUCAAGAUCCUGACGGCUACUGGAUUGAAAUUUUGAGUCCUAACACAAUGACUGAAAUGCUCCUUUGAGACGUCAGUGAGGAUGGAAAUAAGAAUAGAAAAACAUGACUCGAGAUGCUCGGAGUACAGCAGCACCGAGGACCGACGGAUCUGUGUUCCAGUUCAGAUCAUUCUUCCGUCCUUUUCCCUUCCCUCUUCAGUUCUGUUUGUUUUUGUUUUUUGUUUUUCCGCCUGCUCACUCAGUCUAGUUUUAAAGUACUGCUUUACUUUGUGACCUUGAAUACAGCUGUGUAACUUUAUUUUUUGGUAAUAAUUAGAACAAGUCCCUUCAGAGGCUGCAUUUGCUGCCUUUUAACUCCGAAAUAUUACCUCUCCUUAAGUCUUGCUUUGAAUCAUCUUUUUUAAAAAAAAAAAUUAACGUUUUUGUGGUGGCUAUCUUCUGGGGUUUGAGUUCCUCAGAAAUAGCUUUUCAGGGUGGAAAGUAAGGAACACUGAACAAAAAUGAAGCUUCACAUAUACUUCAAACAGUAUGAAGUGUUUAUUUUAUAAAAGAGAAGGUACUCUUGAGAACCGUUCAGAAUCACACUGACAAGAAGACUGAUAGAAAACUAAUUUUUUAAUUUAUAAAAUACUUUUAAAGUUCAAGGACUAAUUUCGUUUAUUCGGGAAGGAGGAGGAAAAGGGUAGAAAAUUUCUGGAUACUCAGACUGUUUCUCUGAGUGGGAAUACUUUACUCAUUUAAUAGCAUACUGUUUCUCAUUUAAUAGCAUACUGUUUCUCAUUUAAUAGUCCAGCUACCCUAUGAAAAAGAAAGCGGGCUAGCCGCGGAACUAACUUGAGGCAAGAUCUCAUCUUAGUGUUUAGCAUAUACCUCAAAAUUAAACCUUACUACACCUCCAGCACUGGUUUCCUAUUGUGAAAACCUGCAGUGAAUUCACUGGUUGUGGUCUUUGCUCUUGGACCUGUGGCUCCAUUGAAGGAAGAAAUAUAAUUUUAACCCAAGUUUGCUCGAGGGACACCCCCUUAUUCCUGCACAGGUGAUGCUGUUACUUAGAGGAAUCCUCUUUACCCAAGGUCUCAAUCAUGCCAGGAAGCAUAGUCACUGAUAAUGUAAUGUAGUUUUAGAAAUCAGCUUAGUUAACUUGCCUGUGACAAUUGACAUUUGGUGAGUUUCAACAAAUCAGAAUGAGUUUGAAGAUUUCUUAUGGCUAGAAAAUAAAAAUGGCACCAAACUCUAUGUAGAACACCUAAAUCACCUGUCAUGGUUGUUACAUUGUGUCAACUUGAACAGUUUAGCAGUUUAAGAGACUCAGCACAGAGCCAGGGUUCUUUCUUUGUAAGCAUCCUUAUCCUAUGCAGAGGAGGGCAAGGAGAUUUUGUGAGUGCUAAACCUGCCCCAAAGGCUGGGUGGUGACCUGUGUACCAUAUAAAGGAAUAAAAGAGACUGCUCUGCCCUCUUUCGCUCUGGCUGCUUUUGCUGGCUGCUGUCCUGAAGUGUUGUGCUGGUGCCAUGCUAGCCUGCCUGGUGCCAGCUGACUGUGAACUGAAACCUACACAACUGUAAGCUAAAUAAACCUUCCUUAAUUUGGG